Messenger RNA from Hibiscus syriacus, 1182 nucleotides. RefSeq lists its product as uncharacterized. The record is from RefSeq and is a predicted model, not a curated record. NCBI's taxonomy places the organism in Eukaryota, Viridiplantae, Streptophyta, Magnoliopsida, Malvales, Malvaceae. Gene Ontology annotation, molecular function: mRNA binding. The coding region runs from base 90 to 917 and encodes 275 amino acids. The transcript is spliced from 10 exons.
CUGAAACUCUCCAGACUAAUCGUCUCCACCGCCGGCCACCACGCUAUCUGAAAAUCAUAGCCGCGAGAGGUCUCCACUAUAAGAAUCCAAUGGCUCGGCCGCCAUACGAAUUCGACCCCUAUUACCUUCAACCUGACCAAGACCGUAACUUGAUCAACACACUCUUCAUUUCGGGGCUCCCGGACGACGUCAAGGCUCGUGAGAUUCACAACCUAUUUCGACGACGCGCUGGCUUCGAUUAUUGUCAACUCAAAUACACUGGCCGUGGCAACCAGGUUGUUGCAUUUGCUACCUUUCUAAAUCAUCAAUCUGCAAUUGCUGCAAUGCACGCAUUAAAUGGUGUGAAGUUUGAUCCCCAAGCGGGAUCUGUUUUGCAUAUUGAAAUAGCCAGAUCAAACUCAAGGAGAAAACGUAAACCAGGUAGUGGUCCAUAUGUUGUUAUUGAUAAUAGAACCAAGGCCUCAGCUAAUAAUAAUACCCAGGAAACAUCAAGUGAUGAUGGAGACGGUGACUCUGAAGGACCAUCUGGGGCUGACAAUGUUGAUUCUUCAAACAAUGAUGAAUUGCAAACUGUAAAGAGUGAUACGGUACUGGAUCCAGAACGCACUGUACCAGUUGCAAAUGAGCAGUUGGAAAGGACUGUCAAUGAAGGGGCUCAACCAUGCUCCACUUUGUUCAUAGCAAAUCUAGGUCCAAAUUGCUCUGAAUAUGAACUGAAGGAAGUUAUAUCUAAGUAUCCUGGAUUCAAUAUGCUCAAGAUUCGGGCUAAAGGAGGAAUGCCAGUUGCAUUUGCUGAUUUUGAGCAAAUAGAACAAGCCACUAAAGUGCUAACAGAUCUCCAGAGCAGCCUGUUGCCUUCAUCAGACCGAGGCGGCAUGCACAUAGAAUAUGCAAGGUCCAAGAUGAGGAAGCACUAGGAAAAUGGGAAUGGAGCUGGCGGACUUGCACAAAAUGGUUCAGAAGGGCACUAUCCCAGUUGUAUUAUAAAAGCAAAGCAGUCUCGUGACGCCAUUUGAAGGGUGACUUAACUUUCCUACAUUGUAAAGGCUAACUUAUUACUACCCUCAUUUCUGAUAUCAUCAAAUUAAACCUUAUUCUCAUAAAUCAUUUUGUUGCGAACCCUGGAAAAAUGGGAAAAGGCAAUUUCAGUGCAUUCAUGAAAUGGAUACAAACUUAUUCACC